Messenger RNA from Lathyrus sativus (Indian pea), 1851 nucleotides. NCBI's taxonomy places the organism in Eukaryota, Viridiplantae, Streptophyta, Magnoliopsida, Fabales, Fabaceae. The record is from the annotation of a GenBank genome assembly.
AUGGCUGCUUCUACUUCACCAAACUUGUCGAUAUCUUUGCACAGAAAUGCAAAGAAAACAAACUAUCAUUCUUUAUCUUUGCAUAACAAACUUGGCUUCUCAUCUUUUGUGCAAUUCAAUAAAUCUGUUAUAAGUUUGAAAUCAUAUGGAACUGCUAAGUAUGAUGGAGUGGUGGUGGAUGAAGAGCUGGACAAGAUUCGGAGACUUCAGAAUGGUUCGGAUGUUAGAGGAGUCGCGCUGGAAGGCGAGAAAGGAAGAACAGUUGACCUUACUCCGCCUGCUGUGGAGGCGAUAUCAGAGAGUUUUGGCGAAUGGGUUGUCAAUGGUUUAGAGAAGGAAAAAGGAUAUUUGGUAGAGAAUGUGAGUGUGUCUCUUGGACGCGACCCGCGAAUUACUGGGUCGAAAUUGAGCGUUGCAGUGUUUGCAGGUCUUACUCGCGGUGGUUGUAUGGUGUUCGAUAUGGGACUAGCUACCACGCCAGCUUGUUUUAUGAGCACUUUGUUGCCUCCAUUCGAGUACGACGCUUCCAUAAUGAUGACAGCGUCUCAUUUGCCUUACACGCGUAAUGGCCUGAAAUUUUUUACAAAGAGAGGAGGGCUGACUUCAUUGGAAGUAGAAGAAAUCUGUGACAAUGCUGCUCGUAAAUACGCAAACAGAAUGGCGAAAGUUUCUUCUCUGCUUAAAGUUCUUCCAAUAAAAGUUGAUUUCAUGAGUGCUUAUUCAAAGCAUCUUAGAGAAAUCAUCAAGGAGAGAAUAAGUCAUCCAUUGCAUUAUGAAACUCCACUCAAGGGAUUCCAGAUAAUAGUGAAUGCUGGAAACGGCUCAGGAGGAUUCUUCACAUGGGAUGUCUUAGACAAGCUUGGUGCAGAUACCUUUGGAUCUCUGCAUCUUAAACCUGAUGGCAUGUUUCCUAAUCAUAUUCCCAACCCCGAGGACAAAGUUGCCAUGGCGACGACAAGAGCGGCUGUUUUAGAAAACUCGGCCGAUCUUGGAAUAGUCUUUGAUACCGAUGUUGACAGAAGCGGCGUAGUUGAUAACGAAGGGAACCCGAUAAAUGGGGACAAGCUCAUUGCUCUCAUGUCUGCCAUUGUACUGAAAGAAAAUCCAGGAUCAACCAUAGUGACUGAUGCUCGGACGAGUAUGUCGCUCACUAAGUUUAUAACCGAUAGAGGCGGUCACCAUUGUUUGUAUCGCGUUGGUUACCGAAAUGUCAUCGACAAAGGAGUUCAUCUUAAUAAAGACGGAAUUGAAACACACCUUAUGAUAGAAACAUCCGGUCACGGUGCAUUGAAAGAAAACCAUUUCCUUGACGACGGGGCUUACAUGGUGGUGAAAAUUAUAAUCGAAAUGGUGAGAAUGAAGCUUGGUGGAUCAGAUGAAGGGAUUGGUAGUCUUAUAAAAGAUCUUGAAGAGCCCUAUGAAUCAAUUGAAUUGAGAAUAAAUAUCGUUUCUGAACCUCGAGACGCUAAAGCAAAAGGUCUCGAGGCGAUCGAAACAUUUCGAAACUACAUCGAGGAAGGAAUGCUUAAAGGAUGGGAGUUAGAUUCAUGUGGUGAUUGUUGGGUGAGUGAAGGGUGCCUUGUUGAUACAAAUGACACUCCAACUCACAUUGAUGCUCAAAUGUACAGGGCAAGAGUAUCAAACAAUGAACAUGGACAACAUGGUUGGAUACACAUGAGACAAAGUAUUCACAAUCCAAACAUUGCUGUGAACCUGCAAUCAUCUGUCCAAGGAGGGUGUUUGUCUAUGGCAAGAGCUUUAAGAGAUGAUUUUCUGAAAGCAAGUGGAGUUGACACAUUUUUAGACAUAGCUCAGAUUGAUAAGUUUGUUGAAAAUGGCUCAUUAGCCUGA